CUCAGGUGCUCAUGCAGCUGCCUUCCAACCUUCUUUCAAGAACAGCAGCAGCUGCAAGAGGCUCCCUGUCAUACCCAGUAAGACAGAAUAUACUGCUGUACUUCUCUCCCAGGAAAAAGAUGAACAGUUAUACCAGUCUGCUAGUGCUGAUCUUACGGAAUGUCCUGAGUGAAACAGCACAAGAGAAGCCACCACAGGGUUUUAGGUAUGCUUCAUAUGAGGUUACCAUUCCAAGAAAAGUAAUGCCCAGAUAUGGAGAAAAAGAAUAUCUAGAUACCACCUAUUUUUUGCAAAUAGAAGGGAAGGGUCACAUCGUGCGUCUCAGGAAGAAGAGUUUUUUUCCUAAAAACAUUCCUGUCUUUACCUACACUAAAAAGGGGCACCUUCAGGUAGACUAUCCAUUUAUUAGGAGUGACUGUUUUUACCAGGGAUUUGUGGAGGGAAAGCCCUCCUCUCUGGUCACCCUCAACAUUUGUUUAGGGGGUCUUAGGGGUCUUUUGAGAUUAGAAAAUAAGACUUAUGAAAUUGAACCUAUCCAAGCAUCUCCUACCUUUCAACAUGUGGUGUAUCAAUUGGAAGAAGAAGAAGGUGACAUCCCUAUGAAGUGUGGGCUAACGGAGGAAAUGCAAAAUUAUCAAAAAGCCAUGAUUCAGAAUGCAUGGAAUCGAGAGGCAAAAAGUACUCCUGAAAAAGACUGGUGGACACACACAAGGUAUGUGAAAGUUUCAGUCGUGGUGGAACAUGAACGAUAUGUGAAGUUCAACAGAAACAAAACUCUAACUGCUAUACAAGUUCUGAAUAUCAUCCACACCGCAAAUUCAUUCUAUGAGCCGCUUUCUGUUCAAAUAUCUUUGGCUGGACUGGAGAUCUGGUCAGAAGUGAAUCUCAUAGAUAUUACCAACAACAUAAUGGAAACACUUGGUUCUUUCAAUAGAUGGAGGGCAAAGACAUUAAAUAAACGUCUGGCGAGCGAUGUUGGCCACUUGUUUGCAUAUAAAUCUUAUGGAACUACACUGGGAUUAGCAGGUAUAGGAACAGUUUGUAACUUGGAUUAUGGAGGUGCUGUUGUAUCUUAUAUGACUUCCAGUUUGUUCUUCAUUUCUAACACUUUUGCUCAUGAAUUAGGACAUAAUCUUGGCAUGUUUCAUGAUGGUCAGUAUUGUACCUGUGAUCGAUAUGCCUGCGUGAUGGCUGCAUUUCAAGCAAACACUGAUAAAUUUAGCAAUUGCAGUUAUAGAGAUUAUUUCAAACUAAGGAACUCUCAUUGCUUGUUAAUUCCACCAAACCCGAAGAAAAUGUAUAAGGUAAAAUACUGUGGCAACAAAAUAGUGGAGAAUGGAGAGCAAUGUGACUGUGGGUCAGAAUCCCAGUGCAAGUUGGAUCCAUGUUGCCAGUCUGAUUGUAAGUUACGUUCUGGUGCCACCUGUGCUUUUGGCCAAUGCUGCUCCAAGUGUCAAUAUCUUCCAGCUCACUCCAUUUGCAGAGAAAACAUUAGCAUCUGUGAUCUUCCAGAGUAUUGCAAUGGGUCUUCAGAGAGAUGUCCUGAAGAUGUUCAUGUUCAAGAUGGUGCCCCAUGCAAUGAUGGUGCACAUUGCUAUCAUGGGAACUGUACUACUCACAACAGCCAGUGCAAAAUGAUAUUUGGCCCCAAAGCCACCACCGCUUCAGAAGAUUGCUUCAGAGAGAUGAAUGCUCAAGGUGAUCGCUUUGGUAACUGUGGCCUCGAAUAUGGAAUUUACAAGAAAUGCCAUGCUCAGAAUAUCCUGUGCGGCCGGCUCCAGUGUGAACAUAUUGAUAAUUUGCCCUCUUUAGAGGAGCACAGUACUAUAGUUCAGUCACAGAUUGGCAGUAGUCAAUGCUGGGGUACAGACUAUCAUAGCGGAGUAGAGAUACCUGAUAUUGGAGCAGUGAUCGAUGGCACUCCUUGUGGAAAAGACAGGAUGUGUAUUAAUGGAGAGUGUGUGAAUGUAUCCUUUUUGAAGUAUGACUGUAAUCUCACAAAGUGCUCUAAUCGGGGAAUAUGCAACACCCACAAACAUUGCCAUUGUGACUGUGGGUGGGCCCCUCCUGACUGUUUCGACAAAGGGUAUGGUGGCAGCAUUGACAGUGGACCCCCUCCACCACGGAAAUGUGAUAUGAAUGUUGCCAACACAGAAAGAUAUGCCAAAAUAGCAAUCGGAUCGGUCCUUUCUGCUGCUGCUGCUUUUGGUGUUGGCCUGGCUUUAUUUUCCAGGAAGAAACUGACUAGAAGACUGCAGGAAACAUUUCAUCCAGCAGAGGCUCAAAAGGAAGGAAGUGCCCAGGAGGCCACAGAUCUGAACAAUGUACAGAUGUGAACAGUCAGUGCACAAAAUAUGCGUGCAGGAAAUAAUGGAGUAUAUCAUGCAAACAUGCAUUUGGGUGUGCAAAAUUAGAAUAUUGUCUUUGAAGCUAUUUUUUAAAUGACAUUUAAGGUAAAGGUUUAUGAAGAACUAGAUUCAUGAACAGAGAAGAAACAUUCUACUGUAUGCUGCCUCCUACAGCUUACACAGUUAUAUUUUCCUGUUCUCCGUUAGGGGAAGGUAAAAGUGUUCUUAAAUGGUGGAAUACACACUCAGACAAAAGGCCUGGUUUCCAUAAAAAAACUGUUGGGUUGUUUUGUAACUCAUGUCCCAUCCACAAGUUAUGAAGGCUAGAGCAACUAUAACUCUGAUAUGAAUGAGAAGAUCUGCUAUAGCUGUUCUUCUGGGCUACCCUAAUCACUCCGUGGCAAAAAGGCAAUAGGAACAAACAGAUUAGAUUCAUAAUGACAAAAUGCACAAUAAACUGUAAAUGUAUGAAUUCUGAUUUUAAAAUUCAAAAGACAGGGUCGAAACACUGGAAGUACAAAUACUAAAAUACUGCACAUGUGGAACACAUGAAAUCUCUAACCCUAUUGAAAUUACAGUAUGAUUAGGAUGAGCUAAAUUACUCAAAGCUCAUCAUUAGCAUUUA
Molecule: messenger RNA, 2973 nt
Organism: Pogona vitticeps (central bearded dragon)
Lineage: Eukaryota; Metazoa; Chordata; Lepidosauria; Squamata; Agamidae
Product: disintegrin and metalloproteinase domain-containing protein 20
Biological process (GO): proteolysis; male gonad development
Cellular component (GO): external side of plasma membrane; sperm head plasma membrane; plasma membrane
Molecular function (GO): metalloendopeptidase activity
Source: RefSeq, a predicted model, not a curated record